GACUCCACUUGCAGCUAGCGCAAGCUCAUUGUUGUCUGAGUGAAGCGGAAUCGAGCUUUCAGCCUUCAGUUGUCACCGAUUCGAUGCCGUUUUUGAAAGGAAACCUAAUAACUAGCGAUCUUAUUGUUGUUUGUUGAAUUGUAAAUGUCUCUGGCGGUUGGUCGCGAGGAUACUUCAGCAGCGCGCGGCUGAGAAGGGGGCGGGGGGAGUGCUGGAAGCUGCAGUGCGUCAUGUCCGAGGAGAAGGCGCCGCUGAUCGGGCCCGCGCUGCCCCCCGGAUACAGGACUGCGCGAGGACAGCAGCAGCACUCGGAAUGCGACCGCCGGCGGCGUUCCAAAGCGGCAUUCGACGAGACAGUUGCAGGACCAGCAUUGCCUCCAGGAUUUCAGUCGAGCAAGAGCUCUGACAGUUCAGGUGAUGAGGAUGCCACUAUCCGCUGUGCUGAAGAGAGGCGGCAAAGCUCACCACUGGAGUUGAGGAAAUCCGCCGACUUAACUAUAGAGGAAUGUAACGGCAAGUCAAGAGACAGCAAGCAGCCUGCUGCCCCCCAGGAUGAUGAUGAUGAAGAUGAUGGAUUUUUUGGCCCCGCUCUUCCCCCAGGUUUUCCAAAACGGGAGCAAUCGCCUGAGCGGCCUUUUAUAGGUCCCGCAUUACCACCUGGAUUCAGUAGGUCAGAAAAAGAGAGAGAACCAGCUGUACCCUCAAGUUUAAGCACAUCGUACGCAGAAGAAGACAGUGACGAGGAGGCCCUAAUCGGCCCAAUGCCCUCAGCAGCUGCUGCUGAAAGCAACAUGGUGGCAGAUAUUGAACGCAGAGCGAACAGAAUGAAAGAAAAGCUGGCUUCUGGUAAUGCGGAUGAUACCCAGAAACAGGCCAGAGAGUCUUGGAUGACUGAGCUUCCACCGGUCUUACAAAACAUAGGCCUGGGCGCAAGAACAUUUAAGAGGCGUGCGAAUGGAGAGUCAUCUGACCGCUCCAUAUGGACAGAUACUCCAGCUGACAAGGAAAAGAAAGCUCAGGAAACAUCAAAAGCCAAAGACUGCCCAGCAAAGGAACCUCAUCGGCCCAGUCUCUCUGAAAGAGAUAAACGGAUGGCCAAAGAGGUGGCAUCGUACAAUGAAUCUAGACGAUCGGAGUCCCUCCUCGAUAUGCACAGCAAGAAGUUGAAGAGAAAAGCAGAAGUCGAGAAGGACAGACCCCAGGAGCGACGGGCGUUUGAUCGUGAACAGGAUCUGCAGGUUCACCGGUUUGAUGAAGCCCAGAAGAAAGCCCUGAUCAAGAAGUCUAAGGAGCUUAACACCAGAUUUUCACAUGGAAAAAGCAACAUGUUUCUGUAAAAAAAGAAAAAAAUUACUGGCAAAUUGCAGAUUUAGAGCAACUGCAGUCAGUCUAUAGUUUAAGUCUGUUGUAAUAUUUCUGUAUUGUAACUAUAAUGUUUCAAACUGAUGUGUCGUAUGAAUAGCAGAUCUCUUGUUAUAAAGUAUUCUUUGUUUAAUUUUGAUUAACCUGAAUAAAGGUGAAACAGUUUUA
This is a messenger RNA of Carcharodon carcharias (great white shark), 1530 nucleotides long. RefSeq names its product GPALPP motifs containing 1 (gene gpalpp1). Bases 231 to 1337 code for a protein of 368 amino acids. The transcript has 8 exons. The record is from RefSeq and is a predicted model, not a curated record. Lineage: Eukaryota; Metazoa; Chordata; Chondrichthyes; Lamniformes; Lamnidae.